ACUGUGCCGUGGAUGACAACAAUCCAGCUCGUCGCAAAAACAGCAGCAGCAGCGGCGGCGGCGGCGGCGGCGGCGGCAACGGCGGUAGCGUGCCUAUCAUCGCAGCGAUAGAGGGGAGGUGCAGCGGACCGGAGGAAGGAAAGCAGAAGGAUUUACAGACCCGUCCAAGCAUGGCUACCCAAACGACAGCAUCAUGCACUGGAUCCACUCUGUUGCAGCCACUCAGCGAAAUUAUCAAUCUCCCUCUCGAUCAGGUUAACUUUGUUGCAUGUCAGCUGUUUGCCCUCCUGAUGGCCAUGUGGUUUCGGAUCUACCUCCAUCCCAGUAAGACCAGCCCAUUUAUCAGACAUGUAGUGGCAACUCUGUUGGGCUUCUAUCUGGCUCUGUUCUGCUUUGGCUGGUAUUCCCUCCAUUUCCUGGUGCAGAGUGGGCUGUCGUACGGUGUGAUGAUCUUUGCUGGUCUGGAGCACAUGCACAAAUACUGCUUCAUUGUGACGCUUGGCUAUCUGAUCGUGUGUCAGAUCACACGAGUCUACGUUUUUGACUAUGGGAUGUACUCUGCAGAUUUUACAGGACCCAUGAUGGUUAUAACACAGAAGAUCACCAGCAUGGCGUUUGAAAUCCAUGACGGUUUGGCUAAGAAAGAAUCCCAGCUGACUCCCAAUCAGAAAUACCUAGCUAUCAGCCGAAUGCCCAGCUUGUUAGAGUACCUGAGCUACAACUGUAACUUCAUGGGCAUCCUGGCAGGACCCACAUGCUCUUACCGAGACUACAUGGCCUUCAUCGAAGGGACGUGCUACCAAGCCCGCCACCAGGAGAACGCCAACGGGAAGGAGAACGGGAAGUUCAAGCAGAGUGAACCCUCACCCAAGAAUGACGUCAUCUCCAAGCUGUGCACAUGUGCCAUCUCGCUGGCUGUCUAUCUGUCGCUGUACAAGCUGCUGCCGGUGGAGUACUCCAUCGACGACUACUUCGUCAAAUCCACUCCCUUGUAUCUCCAGGUCAUCUACCUUUACCUGGCAAUGUUGGCUCUGAGGCCAAAGUACUAUUUUGUCUGGACUCUUGCUGAUGCGAUCAACAAUGCAGCCGGGUUUGGCUUCAAUGGAUACAACAAAGAUGGCUCCCCGCGGUGGGAUCUGAUUUCAAAUCUUAGAAUUCUAGACAUUGAGUUUGCCACAAGUUUCAAGCUGUUUUUAGACAACUGGAAUAUUCAAACAGCUCUUUGGCUAAAAAGAGUUUGCUAUGAGCGCUGUCCGGUGAACCCCACAGCCGCCACCUUCCUACUGUCAGCCAUGUGGCACGGGGUCUACCCGGGCUACUACUUGACUUUUGUCACUGGCAUUGGCAUGACCAUGGCUGCUCGUGCAGUGAGACACAACAUCAGACCAUACUUCUUGGUCUCCGACUCACACAAGUUAGUCUAUGAUGUCAUCACGUGGGCGUGCACACAGGUCGCCAUUAGUUACACGGUGGUCCCGUUUGUCCUCCUUGCUGUGGGGUCCUCACUAAAAUUCUACAGUUCAUGGUACUUCUUCCUACACCUCCUGUGUCUCCUGGUGGUGCUCGCACUGCCUGUCAAAUCGAAACGCCGCCAGGCUAAAGAGCAGCAAGAAAACCAGCAGAAGGACAGCCAAUCAGAUCCCAGCACAGACAGCAACUGCAACCAGAAGGACAAGACCUCAUGAGGCUCGGGACAGAGCAGCAGGCGGAGCCGGGGACUGUUUUGAGUCUGUUUACCUGACGAAGAACCAAAAGAAAAAGUAAAAAAAGAUAACAAAAAAAUAAGUAUUUUUAUCAGACAGAAAAAAAUCCUGUCACAUCCAAUUGAAAGAACAGUCACACUGACAUGGAUAAAAGACCAAGAUGGAGUUUAAGUUAACAAGUAAUCGUGGUUACAGUAUUGGAAAACCUUCAAGCUGCCUUAAACCCUCUAUGUACUCUGAGUUAAACUGGACAGCAGGAAACACAGUUACUCUAGUCUGAUAGAGCAGGGGUUGCAGUAUGUGGGUUUUUUUGUCGUCAUCUGGGUUUGAUGGCCGAGAACAGAAGGUGUGUACAAAGAAAAAUAACCUUUAUCAUCAGCUGCCAAUUUCAAAACAGGCCUUAGGAAUAAUAAAAUUAUUAUUUAAUAUCUGUCUUUUUAAAAGAAGAAAAAAAAAUCUUCGAAAAGAUUUCAUGUCGUACGUGUUUUGUAUUUAGAUGUUUGUGAUAACAAUAUUUUUAAAAAAAUUGUUUUUUUCUUUUGGGAAGGGUGGGGGGACUACAACUGACAGAAAACCAGAAAGACAUUCAAAUGUUGUCCAUCUUCAGAAAUGAGAAAUAAAAGGUAAAAAAAGGACUUAAGUGUUAAUUUUUGCAUUUUUCAUAUGCUUGUCAGCUUGUCUUUUAUUUUGAAAAAUGUGAGUCAAUGGAAAGGUGUUUUUCAAAGGGAAUCAAGUGGUUGUUUUUUUAUUUUAUUUUAUUUUUUGAGGGAUUUUAGACUCAGAAAAGUACUUCAUCUCCUCACGUCUGUCACAGCACUGGUUUUUGGAUUUCAAUUGCUUCUUGAGUGGAACUACCUAAAACAUAUUAAAAUAUUGAAGACCUUAUUAUGGACGUUCUUGAUGAUAACUUGCACAGUUUUGCUAUCAAAUCCUGCAAAAGCCACAUAAAUCGAACCAGAUUAAUCGUCAGAGAAAAAAAACUGUUACAAGCCAAAUGAAGUGAUUGCUGUAUUCUGGCUGCCUGUGAGGACCUUUGAAUUAAAUCCUGACCAGCUGAUUGGAGUAAAAUGGUCUUUCUUUCUGUGUUUGCUUCUCGUUUGGGUAGAUUUCAGGGUGCAUCUUACUGUAUGGUGGAUGAGACACUGGUUCCUCUUGUUCUUAGUAUGUUGGCUCACCCUAAGCCUUUCUAAUAUUAUGGUUUACUCUUUGAAACACGAGUCCACACAGCCUCAUUUUAGAUCAUUCUUGGGGCUUAUUUACUGCAUUUAUUGAAAGAAAAUGAUUUUUCCUUAAAGAUAAGGAAGUGAAUUAUAUUUCAUUAGAGAAAAAGAAAAAGUUCUGACUCAAAAAUGGGCUUUUGUUGAGUCAAAGCGAGGUGGCAGAUCUGAGCUGUGAACCGUGCAUUUCUUACUAAGACUUUCUAACAUUUGCAUACUCCUGCCAUAACUGUGUGUGUGUUUGCACCGGUGUUCAUGUGAUCUGUACAUGUGGAUGUGUUUUCAUUCUACAUGUUUCUGUAGCCUGGGCCGUGUGCAGGCGAUGGACGGCCAGCUGAAGGGGGGGUUCGGGGUGGGGGGUGGGAGGCUAUGCUAGAGCAUUUAUUGCACUGCAUGGCCACCCGAACCAACAGAUCAAUGCAAACUGCUCCAUGUGUCCACAGUGCCAAAUCACAAAUGGCGCAUCUUUGUUUUUGUGUGUACGUGUGGCUGCGUGUGUUGGUGUGCGUGCGCCUGUGUAACAUGAUGGUUAUUUUUCUGUCAGAAGGAAAAUUUAUGGAAAGAUUUGUAUAACAGUACAUUAAAAUCCUGAUUUAUGUGGCAAAAAUAAAGAGAAUUAUUUUUAAACACUA
Oryzias latipes (Japanese medaka) is the source of this 3552-nucleotide messenger RNA. It is a transcript of the gene mboat2a, whose product is annotated as membrane bound O-acyltransferase domain containing 2a. Gene Ontology annotation, cellular component: membrane. Gene Ontology annotation, molecular function: acyltransferase activity. The record is from RefSeq and is a predicted model, not a curated record. NCBI's taxonomy places the organism in Eukaryota, Metazoa, Chordata, Actinopteri, Beloniformes, Adrianichthyidae. Gene Ontology annotation, biological process: lipid modification.